AUGACUCCAAUAAUUUUUAUUUUCCUAAUAACGAUAGUGGUGGCAAUAGUAUUUGCCGCAGCAGCCCACAUCCUACCAAAACGAUCUAAAGACAGGGAAAAGACCUCUCCCUACGAGUGCGGAUUUGACCCACUAAACUCAGCCCGAUUACCUUUUUCAUUCCGAUUUUUUCUUGUUGCGAUCCUUUUCUUGCUGUUCGACUUAGAAAUAGCCCUAUUAUUUCCCCUCCCCGCAGCAAAAUCCUCCACCCACCCCUCUAUUUUAAUACCUAUCUCCCUAAUCUUUAUGAUUAUCCUAGCCUUAGGCCUAGUAUUUGAAUGGAUAAAAGGAGGAUUAGAGUGAGCAGAAUAA
Molecule: messenger RNA, 351 nt
Organism: Lytechinus variegatus (green sea urchin)
Lineage: Eukaryota; Metazoa; Echinodermata; Echinoidea; Temnopleuroida; Toxopneustidae
Source: the annotation of a RefSeq genome assembly